GUCCAUUGUGUGCAAGGCCUACAUAAUAAAUCAAUUCACGUUCUAUCUGGUCCUGAUCCAGUUCUGUUCCAAACAUAUACCAAACAUGUACAAAACACACUACUAUUGAAAAAUUGAAAUUGCGUACAUAGUGUAAAAAGACCUCGAAUGCAUCAUUUAUGAACUCCUCUUUAUAUAUACUGCUUCAGCUCACCUUCGUAAAAAACCCAACUAAAAGAGAAAUCAACAAGUUCAAUAAUGGAUAUCUUCUAUGCUUCUCUCCUUUCUCUAUUUGUGGUCGUCUUCUCAUGCUCACGUUGCUUUGGUUUCUUUAAAUCUAAGUUGGAUGUAGAUGUAAAACCCCCACCUGGCGGAAGAGGGUGGCCUGUGAUUGGUGAAACUAUAGAGUUUGUCACCUGCGGUAGGAAGGGCCACCCUGAAAAGUUCAUCGUCGAUCGCAUGACUAAAUUCUCGCGUCAUGUCUUCAGGACCUCUCUGAUGCUAGAGGAUGCUGCAGUGUUCUGUGGGCCCGAAGGUAACAAGUUCUUGUUCUCAAAUGAUAACAAACUUGUUCAGGUUUGGGUGCCUGCCUCGGCAAAGAAGAUUAUCCCUUCUCUGGAAGGAGUCAACCAGACAGUACUGAAGACAGUUCGCAACAUUUUGAAGCCUGAAACUCUACGGGAAUAUGUUCCAAUUAUGGACAUGGUGGCACAGAAACACUUUGAAACAGGAUGGGAAGGUAACAACCAGAUUUUGACUCAUAAACUCACCAAAAACUUCACUUUUCUUGUUGCAUGCAAAAUCUUCUUCAGUGUGGAUGAACCCGAAUGGGUCAACAAACUAUCAGUCCCGUUCGAAAGACUUGCUCCAGGGCUUUUCUCCAUCCACUUAAAUCUCCCGGGAACACUGUUCCGGAGAGCAUUAAAAGCAGGCGCCUUUAUCAAUAAAGAACUCACUGCAAUUGUAAAGAAAAGGAAGAGUGAUUUGGCCAAUGGGAAAGCUUCACCUACACAAGAUAUUUUGUCGUUAAUGCUUUGUGAUGACUAUGGAAGAUUAAUGGCGGAGACUGUAGUUGCUGACGCUAUCAUGGGGUUGAUGAUCGGUGGCUAUGACAGUACAAGCUCAACGUGUACUUUCAUUGUUAAGUAUCUCGCUGAAUUGCCUGAGAUUUACGAGGGAGUCUACAAAGAACAAAUAGAAAUUGCAAAAUAUAAAAAACCAACAGAAUUGUUAACUAUGGAGGAUUUGUCAAAGAUGAAAUACUCUUGGAAUGUGGCAUGUGAAGUUCUUAGAUUAGUUCCACCAACCCAAGGUACAUUUAGAGAAGCGAUUUCUGAUUUCACAUACAAGGGCUAUUCAAUUCCAAAGGGUUGGAAGUUGUAUUGGAGUACAAACUCGACUCAUAAAAACCCUGAUUUCUUUCAUGAACCUAAAAAGUUUGAUCCAUCAAGAUUCGAUAGUAAAGUGCCAAUUACACCAUAUACAUACGUACCAUUUGGAGGAGGGGCUCAUUUGUGUCCUGGAAAAGAGUUUGCCCGCCUAGAAAUACUUGUGUUUAUACAUCAUCUUGUGAGGAGAUUCAAGUGGAAGAAAGUAAUUCCGAACGAGGAAGUUAUUUUCAAUCUAGUUCAACCUAAGGUUGCCAAAGGACUUCCGAUUCACCUGCAUCCUCAUAAACCUUAAAAUUAAAAUUCUUCAUUAUAGAAAAAUGGAGAUAGUGCAAGUAUACCUUAAAUAAAAUUAAUAACACAAGAGAUAUCAUUAAUAAUUCAAAAGUAAGUUCUCAUGAAUCUAUAGUGUGUAAUGUUUAAUUUUUAUUUUCUUCAUGUAAUUCUUCUGGGGUUGAGUAUAUUAACGAAUUCAUGUCCAAACCUCCCAAUUAUGUAGCAUACUAGCAUUUUCCCAUCAAACUAACAUAUGGCUGUUGUAAUUUAGGCUGGCUGAUAUAGUAGGUCUUUCAUUUUUUUGCCACCCCACAUCACAUAUGUCAUCCUUACACC
Lactuca saligna is the source of this 1979-nucleotide messenger RNA. NCBI's taxonomy places the organism in Eukaryota, Viridiplantae, Streptophyta, Magnoliopsida, Asterales, Asteraceae. The record is from the annotation of a GenBank genome assembly.